Molecule: messenger RNA, 3487 nt
Organism: Bradysia coprophila
Lineage: Eukaryota; Metazoa; Arthropoda; Insecta; Diptera; Sciaridae
Source: RefSeq, a predicted model, not a curated record
UUUUUCGCAUACUAAAGAGAACCAGUGUGUCAACACCGAACAGUUGUUGUUAAAACCGUGUACUUGUGUGUUGGCAUUUUUAUCCGACGAAAUAUUGUCCUGACUAGAUCCAAAUUUACUCAUUAAGGAUCAAAUAUUUACAACUUUUUGAGCUUUUAUUGUCCUUGUCAUGGCUGUUACGAGAUCGCACUCUCUCAAGCAAAGUAGGGGAGACAGUUGACACAGGUACUACAGUUAAAGCUAGACAAACAACACCUCAACCAACCAAAAAAGGCAAACCGAAGAAAAAACGAAAUAAAACGUCGGCACGAAAGGCAACUAAAACGCCGAAAAUUGGAAAUGGGCAAGUUGUUGCACAGCAAAAGGAUCCAUCCACCGAUCCUGAACUGCCAUUGCAAAUGGUUUCAAUUCCAACGGACAUAGUCUACAAGCUAAACAUUUCGAAAAUGCAGCAUUUCGUCGUAAACGAAAUAAAGGACGAGGUCGACACAUCCGUCGAUGCCACGUUGUCUCAAUCCUCGGCACAUUCGAUUGAACAAGAGCCACUUCAAAGUGAUAGCACAGCGGACUCGACCAAGUCGAUCGAUUCGACUUUAUCAGCAGGAGAGCCUGUGGAAAAACCUCUGUCGGCAGACAAAAUGAAUGUUCGUUUUGUAAUGGACUUGCAGGAUUAUGGAAUUCCUAUCCUUGAACGCUUAGGUCAUUCCUCACCAAGUCCUAUGAACGCAGAUUCAUUGACAGUCAUCAAAGAAGAGUCACAGAGUCAUCUAGAAACGGUUGGAGACAACAAUUUGUCAGAACUCACAUCUGCGUCACCUCAAGGAGUAAACUCACAGCAAAUGGUCUACCAUUCAGGAGAUAGAGAGAUAAAGAUGAAUGUUCGUUCUGUCAUGGACUUGCAGGAUUAUGGAAUUCCUAUCGUUGAACGCUAUGGCCAUUCCUCAUCAAGUUCUAUGAACGUUGAUUCGUUGACAGUAAUCAGAGAAGAGUCACCGAGUCAUCUAGAAACGGUUGGAGACAACGCCAUUUCGCAAGAACUCACAUCUACGUCACCUCAAGAAGUAGACUCAGAGAAGAAUCUGACGCAAAUGAUAGAAAUGGAUACACGCACAAAAUCUGAACUUAAACACUCGCAUCCAAACGUUCGAGAGGAGUGUCCAAGUCCAGCGAGUACAAUCAUAAAAGGCGGUUAUGAAGACGAGUAUCUCAUGUCAACUGAAACAGUCAUAAGUAAGGGGUUGGAGGAUGAAUGUACGAGUUCGAACACAAUCAUAAAAAGCCAGUCGGAGAAUGAACGUCCAAGUCAUGUCAUCAUAGAAAGCGAGCUGGUCGAUGAGUGUCCGAGCCCAACUAGAACAAUCAUAAAAAGUAAUUUGGUAGCCGACUGUCUGAGUCCAGAUAUAAUAAUUAUAACUAGCGAGUCGGAUGAUGAGUGUGAGUGUCCCAGUCCAGCGGCAACAAUCAUUAAAAGUGAAUUCGAAGACGAAUGUUCCAGACCGACGACUUCCAUAAAUAUGGAAAAUGGAGCUGAUGGCAUAAAACUCAUAGAAAGGCAGUCGCUCGAUGAGUGUUUGAGCCCAACUAAAACAACCAUAAGAAGCGAAUCGGAAGCCGAGUGUCCUAGUCCAGCUGCAACAAUCAUAAAAAGUGAAUCCGAAGACGAGUGUUCCAGACCGACGGAUCCCGUAAACGCGGAAAAUGGAGCAACUGACCCACGACUCAGAGAAAAGAAGUCGUUCGAUAAGUGUCCGAGUCCAGCUGCAACAAUCAUAAAAAGCGAAUCGGAGGACGAGUGUCCAAGUCCAGCUGCAACAAUCAUAAAAAGUGAAUCCGAAGACGAGUGUUCCAGACCGACGAGUCCCGUAAACGCGGAAAAUGGAGGAACUGACCAAGGACUCACACAAAGCCAGUCGUUCGAUGAGUGUCCAAGUCCAGCUGCAACAAUCAUAAAAAGCGAAUCAGAGGACGAUUGUCCAAGUCCAGCAGCAACAAUCAUAAAAAGUGAAUCCGAAGACGAGUGUUCCAGACCGACGAGUCCCGUAAACGCGGAAAAUGGAGUAACUGACCAAGGACUCACACAAAGCCAGUCGUUCGAUGAGUGUCCAAGUCCAGCUGCAACAAUCAUAAAAAGUGAAUCCGAAGACGAGUGUUCCAGACCGACGAGUCCCGUAAUCGCGGAAAAUGGAGCUACUGACCAAGGACUCACACAAAGCCAGUCGUUCGAUGAGUGUCCAAGUCAAGCUGCAACAAUCAUAAAAAGCGAAUCGGAGGACGAGUGUCCAAGUCCAGCAGCAACAAUCAUAAAAAGUGAAUCCGAAGACGAGUGUUCCCGACUGAUUAAGGCGGAAAAUGUUAGCUCACGGAAUGUUCGUGCUACUGAAGCUGUACAUAAUGACAGCCAAGACAUUUUUGUUGACUCAGAGUUGAAAACAAAUCAAUCAACUCGUUGCAGUGGUCGCAGUUCUUUAGACAAUUCACUCGAUAGGCGUGCAAGUUCAUCAUCACUAGGUGCUUUGUCAUCACAGAAACAACGCUGUGGUAUCGAUCGGCGUCAGAAAAGUUUCUCCAAAAAACAGCAAACUAGCAAUGAACGAUGUGCUGCUACAAAUAGUCCCACAUCGUCUUCAAAAGCAUUCCACCGCCCAUCAUCGUUUUCUGACAGUCGGCGAUCGGCCAGCACGUUCGAAAGUAAACGAGUCUUUGAAAGCGACAGCGGAAGUGAAUGGGACGGUGAAAGUGACAGUGAAAGAGUACGUCUACAAAGACCCAAAUUCGAACGAAAUAAACGUCCCUCAUCGAAUGCGAAGAAACGAAUGGGAUAUCGGUGGUCAGACAUUAGAUUUUCGGUGACUCCCGAAAAAAAAUUCAUGGAAAUUGAUACGACGGACGAUAGCGAACCAGAAUACGGAUGGGAGGAUCCGCGACCACCAAAACGGACAUGUGUCGAACCGAAAUCUACGCAAGAACUGGAUCCCAAUCUUCAUGAAAAAAUGCAAAUCUUUAUAGGUAAACUGAGCAACGAAUUCGAUUUGGACGUCAUCGAACAGUCAAGGAAGAAACUGUUCGAAGCUAUUGAUGAAUCUAUAGCUGUACAAUCGACUAAGAAACUAAGUGAGCUCGACCUAAAGAUUCAGAAGAAGAAAGACGACUAUGUUCUCAAUCUAUUCGGCACCGACGAAUUCGAAAGCUGGGAUAACGAUCCUGCUCUCAGUAACGUUGAGGCAACGAAUAAAUUCGGUCCAUUGAAAUUGCCAGCUGCAGCCAAUGCUUCUUUAUUAGACAAGAUGACAAGGAAACACUGGGAAAAUGGAAUUUAACUUCAGGAGUCACGAUUUCGCUUUCCUAGAUGGAGUACGUUUUGAAGAAUUUCGUCCAUAUUUUGUCCCCAAAUUUUUAUUUUAGAUUUCUUGUAUGAAGCAAAAGAACUAAACGUUGAAUGAAUUAGAAAGAAAUAUUUUUGUCAAUAAAUCAAUACAAUCUUUGUCAA